Messenger RNA from Styela clava, 631 nucleotides. The record is from RefSeq and is a predicted model, not a curated record. NCBI's taxonomy places the organism in Eukaryota, Metazoa, Chordata, Ascidiacea, Stolidobranchia, Styelidae.
CACGAACAUGCAUAGCCCUCCACAGAAAGUGUUCCGAUCUUGUCUAAUUAACGUAUAACCAUAUAAAACAGGCGUGUAUUUGCUAGAUAAAAAGGUCUCUUGGAGCAAAAUGACAUUUGGCUUUAAAUACAAGGCAUGCUUACAUGAAAGAAGAUUGCAGAGACUAAGUUCGGUUUCUUUUCUAUCUUGUCCUGUACACACUGCUCAUGAAAAUACUUACAAGCCCAAGCCAUUCACUGAAGUGGUCGAGCCGGCAAAAUUGUUUUUUAUCGGUUCCGCACUCGAUAAUACUUCCGCCAAAGGAUUUGAGCUAAAAUAUAUUCACGAAUUGUGGAAAAAAAGAUCUACCGAAUGCGGGAGCUAUAUAAAGAAAGCACCUGGUGGCGAAUACAUUUUGUACUGUUCGUCACCGCGUGAUUCAGAAGUGAUGUUUCGAUCGGAUGGAAGAACUCCAAUCCGCGAUGCGUUGUUGAACGUGAAGCACGCAAGAAAAAAGCUAGGAGUACCGUUAGGACUGAUGAAUUUUAGUGAAUUGGAGUGGUACAGUAUGGUGGCCCAUCGUUGUCACGCUUAAAAUUGAAAAAAUAAAAUAAAAACCUUAAAAUAAAAGUCAAAUAAAAAAAUAGUUGUG